Molecule: messenger RNA, 1257 nt
Organism: Erythranthe guttata (spotted monkey flower)
Lineage: Eukaryota; Viridiplantae; Streptophyta; Magnoliopsida; Lamiales; Phrymaceae
Product: Biotin/lipoate A/B protein ligase family
Biological process (GO): protein modification process
Source: RefSeq, a predicted model, not a curated record
CCCAUUCUGCAGAUUCCAAUUCGUUUCUUUUCCCCCUUGUUCACCACACAGCCAAUUAACUUCCUCCAACCCACCUCCGUCACCGUUGCCGUUGCCCCCACCGGAACCGCCGUGAGUCAUGACAGGAAUCCGCCGGAGUUUCUCUUAGUAUUUACAGCAGAAAGUGGAGUUCACCGGCGAUGGCUGUAUCUCAAAUAAGAAAUUCCGGUCUGCCAUUAAUCAAUCUUCUCCGGCUAAAAGGAGUGCCGAUUCUCCAGCAAUUGCAUUUGGAGGAGAGAAUUUUAAGGACCUCGGCUGAGAACUGGUGCAUCAUCAAUGACGGCACAAUCGACCCCACCAUCGUCAUGGGUAUCUCUGGGAAAGCAGAGGAACUUGUUGAAAUAGAGUCUGUUUUAAGAGAUGAAAUUCCGGUCAUUCGAAGGUUUACUGGAGGUGGUACUGUUAUUGUUGAUCAGGGCACUAUUUUCGUGACGUUUAUAUGCAACAAGGAUGCUGUUCUUGGUUUACAAUCGUAUCCUCAACCAAUCAUGUCGUGGAGCAGUCUUUUAUAUGAGAAAGUAUUUCAAGGAAUCGGGGAUUUUCGCCUUCGUGAGAACGAUUAUGUGCUUGGCAAUCGCAAGUUCGGUGGCAAUGCUCAGUCUAUUACCAAAAAUAGGUGGGUCCACCAUACUUCCUUCUUGUGGGACUAUCAAAUCACUAACAUGGGCUAUCUCAAACACCCGAAACGAGCUCCUGAUUAUCGACAGGCAAGGGAUCAUCUUGAAUUUAUAUGCCGCAUGAAGGACUAUAUUUCAAGAUCGAACUUCAUAAAUAGAACCAUCGAUUCAGUUGGCAGCCAUUUCCUAUUGACAUCACAAUCGGCAGAAACGAUUCAGUUUCCUCCAGGUUCAAAAUUCGAGCCCUCCAGUAGGUUAUUGACGAGCCAUGAACUUGGUGAAGCUUGUUUCAAGUCCCUGACAGCUAAUACAGCCUCCCAAUUGUUAUGAUUUUAAACAAUUUUGUGCUUGGAAAUCAUUUCAUUUAUCCUGAUUUUUCUUCUUAAAACUCUAUAAGUGAGAGAUGCUCGAUUAUUCAUUCUUGUGUCUGCAUUUCGAUGAGAAUAACAUAUGCCUUCCUCAGACACGUGGAGAUACAAUGAUCGAUUAUUCGACACCAUGUUUGUGGUUGAUAGGGGAUCAUGUUGAGAAUGUUUUCUCUGUUUUUUUCACUUCUGUUUCUGUAUAUGAUUUUUUAAUUAUUAUGGGUUAGUAUUUGAAA